AUGCCUCCUGCGUCCAGCACUGCUGUGAGUUGCUCAUUGAUGCAUGUCAGUCAGCAUGGGGAGCUGGGCCAAGAGAGAAUGUGACGCGGGACUACUCAUCUCGAAGCAGUCGUGCGUCCUCGAAGGACGAAGCAGUCCUUCAUGAUGUGUCUUGAUAGACCAGCUUCACCUUCGUAGACUUGCGUCACUACCAUUUGUUAAGACGCCGUUUCGCGUGCACUGGUCGGAUUCAUCGAGAGUCCUCGCGUCUGGCGUAGCAGCCCAGGACUCUACGACAAGAGCCGGGCCGGCGAAUAUGUUAGGCACCCAAUCCUGGGCAUCGCGCUCGCUUGAGCUCCUCUCCCGUCUCUGUUUGCUGACGGCCAUUGUCUCCAUUGCGUCCAGGGAGCGAGGCGCGUACCUGCCGGCGAGCCUGCUGCUACUCGUACGACGCGUCUGAGGGCGAAGAACGCGACUGGAUCGUCGGCUGCGGCGGGAGGAGAAGUCGGAAGCAGCAAAGUGGCUGGCAAGGCACCCAGCAAGACGGAUGGAGCUGCCAUCGGCGCUACCAAUGUUGCAGGUGCUAACGUGCUUGGAACGCGUAAACGCUCAGCCUUGGGUGAUGUGACCAACGCCAACGCUGCCAGGGCCAAGGCUUCGAGCAACGUGGCGGAUGGCAAGCAACGCGCAACCUCUUCCAACACUGGCCUCAAAGAGACGUCGACGGCUGCUGCCACCACGGCGCGGUCGAGGAGUGCGAUGGCCCCGACGACGUCCACUACAGCCCCUGCCAGGCCAGCCAGAGGUGCAUCGACCGCAGCUACCGGCGCUACGCGCGUUGCAGGCUCACGCGCAGGCUCGUCGAGGAUCGCAGCACCUUCAGGAAAUGCAACCCGAAAGACCACGGCGACGGACUCGAGAAAAGGAGACAGCGCCGCCGCAUCCAAUCAGGAUGCUACCGCACGUGCAGCCAAACGACCACGUGUUGAUGAGGUCUCCGCCGCCGCUGCGAAAGCUUCUGCCGAAGCUGCAGACGCUGGUUUACCCAUCACACACGCAGAUGAUAAGGAUGAAGGCUGGGAAGACCUCGAUGCUGAAGAUGUUGACGACCCUCUUAUGGUUGCCGAGUAUGUCAAUGAAAUCUUCGUGUAUAUGAAGCAGUUGGAGGUGAGUUGUACGUCGUCGACAUGGUCAUGCCGCGUUGCUAAUGCACGACAAACUUGACCCUGCACAGAUCAAUUGCAUGCCCAGCCCAGAUUACAUGGACUCACAGCGGGACUUGACUUGGAAGAUGCGCGGUGUCCUCGUCGACUGGCUCAUCGACGUGCACAAGAAGUUCCGGUUGUUGCCAGAGACUCUCUUCUUGGGCCUCAACAUCGUCGACAGAUUCUUGUCCAAACGUAUCAUCAACGUCAGCAAAUUGCAGUUGGUUGGGCUCACGGCCAUGUUCGUCGCCUCCAAGUACGAAGAGGUUCUGUGCCCCUCGGUCAGCAACUGGGUCUACAUCGCAGAAGGCGGCUACUCUGAGGAUGAAAUUCUUCGUGCUGAGCAAUACAUGCUGAAGAUUCUUGGAUUCAACCUCAGCUACGCCAACCCGAUGAACUUCCUGCGACGCAUCUCCAAGGCGGACAAUUACGACAUUCAAACGCGAACAGUGGCCAAGUACUUGUGAGUCAAAUCGAGCAUGGAUGCGAGAUCGCGAAGGUUGGGCGCUCAUGCCAUGUGUCAUCAUCACCUCGCCUUCAGCAUGGAAAUUUCUCUGGUCGACCACCGUCUCAUUGCAUCGCCACCGUCGCUCGUCGCGGCGGCGUCGGCGUGGCUCGCACGCAAGUGUCUGGACCGAGGUGACUGGACUCCAACGUUGGUACACUACUCGUCGUAUUCCGAGGCAGAGCUGUUGUCGACAGCGGAAGUGAUGCUCGACUACUGCUUGCGUCCGGUCAUUCAUCAAAGCCUCUUCAAGAAGUACGGCAGCUCCAAGUUCAUGAAGGCUUCUGUAUACGUCCGCAAUUGGGCCGUCGACUUCUUUGGUCUGUUCUACGACGAGGACGACGAGAUGAGCGAGAUCGACGAGAAUGACGACUUGCUGGUUGACUUGUUCGAGCACCAGGGGUACGCUCCUGCCGAAUCCGUUCUCCCACCAAGCACCUCGAGGAAGACGACGCCGCUGAUUACUCACUCUCGCGCGACGUCAGGCGCUACCCAGUCCGACGCUGCUGGUAGCGUGCUCAACGACAGCCAAAAGGCCAAUGGGAACACUGCAGCUGGUGCAGCUCACUCGCCACCUCAAGACGUAAGCGGCGACUUCAACCGACAAAAGGCUGAGGCGGCGGACACUGAUGAAAUGGCUGCUGAUGACAGUGCAGACCACCUUCAACAAUUGACUGGCCAGCGUGCUUAUUGA
This is a messenger RNA of Ceraceosorus bombacis, 2383 nucleotides long. Lineage: Eukaryota; Fungi; Basidiomycota; Exobasidiomycetes; Ceraceosorales; Ceraceosoraceae. The record is from the annotation of a GenBank genome assembly.